Dentiscutata heterogama is the source of this 1002-nucleotide messenger RNA. The record is from the annotation of a GenBank genome assembly. NCBI's taxonomy places the organism in Eukaryota, Fungi, Glomeromycota, Glomeromycetes, Diversisporales, Gigasporaceae.
AUGACUACUACAGCAGUUAAAGAUGGAGAAUUUCGAAUAAAGCCCUCUACUUUUCGUAAUACGAUCAGUAAAGAUCCGGAUGCGAUUUUUACUCCUGAAAAGUUAGUUUAUUGCAAUGGUGUUAGUUGUAGGUCUAGUUGGUUAUUUAAGCUGUUAUUUUUUGUUGUACUUGCACUAUGUAGGGAUCGUUAUCAUUUGUACAUUGCUCGGAGUUGUCCAUUUUCUCAUAGAGCAGCCAUCGUACGAGCAUUGAAAAGGCUUGAGGACAUUAUUGGAUUGAGCGUCGUUGAUUCCGUUAUGAGUGAAAAAGGAUGGAAAUUUAGUACUCCCGAGGAAACUCCUGGGUGUAUUCCAGACACUGUUAAUAAUGCUCAAUAUCUUAACGAACUAUAUUUCAAAGUUAAUCCUGAUUAUGAUGGAAGAUACACUGUACCUGUUCUUUGGGAUAAAAAAUUGCAAGCAAUUGUCAAUAAUGAAUCGAGCGAGAUAAUCCGCAUUUUUAAUGAUGCGUUCGAUGAUUUCGUUCCAGAAACAAGGGGCAAAACUUUUUAUCCAAAACAUCUUGCAAGUGAAAUUGACAAAAUAAAUGAUUGGAUUUAUAACAAAAUUAACACUGGUGUUUAUAAAUGUGGAUUUGCUGAAACUCAAGAUGAUUAUAUGAAUCAUAUUGGGCUCCUGUUCGAGGCUCUGGAUGAUGUGGAAGCCAUUCUUUCCAAAAAUAAGUUUCUUGUCGGAAAUACUUUUACUGAAGCUGAUAUCAGACUUUGGACCACAAUUGUUAGAUUUGAUCCAGUUUAUCACACGCUUUUUAAAACAAAUUUGAAAACUAUAAAACAUGACUAUCCAAACAUUCUUCGUUGGACUAGGCAAAUUUAUAAAAUCCCUAAAGUUGCUGAUACUGUCAAUAUGACACACAUCAAAAAUGGUUAUUUCAAAAACAUGAAGAAAAUCAAUCCACAUGGAAUUGUUCCUGUUUAUGAUGGACCUGAUCUUAGUUUAUAA